CAGCAACCUCCUAAAGGACAUGCUGCAACUGUGAAGUAAGAAAGUGAAGCAGAAGGUUAGCCGAGAGGAAGUAGAGCAGCGAAGAAGCUUGGACGAGCUGAGAACUGGACUCGCUCUGAAGAGAUCCUGACACUCGCUCUGAAGAGAUCCUCAUACUCGCACUGAAGACAUCCUCAUACUCGCACUGAAGACAUCCUCAUACUCGCACUGAAGAGAUCCUGAGCGAGACGCAGCCUAUCUCUAUAUAUAUUUGCUUGCCUCCUCAGCAUGUUCCCAAGCCGACUCGCGACCCAGCUAGCACGCCUGUGCGUGACGGGCUUGAUCAUGUCAAAUGUCGCCUCUGCAUUCUUGGCUUCCAACUUUGUGACGAGACCUUCAAGUCAUCCAAACGACUUGAAGUUGCGUAGAACAUGUGGCUUGAGAACAAUGGCCAUGGGUAACCCUGAACCUGAUACAGACAAGGGCCCCAAAGACGGCUCGGUUGAGAAAAUGCUUGGAUUUCUUGGUCCUGUAGGUUCAAAGUUCGGGCAGUCAAUUGACUGGUUCUUCGAUACUUCAUCAGUGUCUGG
Molecule: messenger RNA, 569 nt
Organism: Guillardia theta CCMP2712
Lineage: Eukaryota; Cryptophyceae; Pyrenomonadales; Geminigeraceae
Exons: 1
Source: RefSeq, a predicted model, not a curated record